UUCGCGGACUGAAUCCCGACACCCGACGACAUUUUCGGAGCAAAAAGGAAAGUACACACAAAGCACAUCCUCCUUCAUCUAUACUCCUAGCAGCAGCAGCAGUAUGCUCUCUCUCCGUCAGACUGCGUUCGCUCUCAAGCGUCAUACACGCGCAUACGCACAGGUCAAGGCUGCAGCAGGCACGUUCGCCUCGCAAAAGAACAGCAAUGGCAACUACACAGUCUCCAUGAUUGCAGGCGACGGCAUCGGUCCAGAGAUUUCCAAGUCAGUGGUUGACAUCUUCUCAGCGGCCAAGAUUCCAAUUGAAUGGGAGGAGUGCGACGUCACCCCGAUUCUCAAGGACGGCAAGACGGCCAUCCCAGAUGAAGCCAUUGCAUCCAUUCGCAAAAACACCGUUGCACUCAAGGGCCCUCUCGCGACGCCCAUCGGCAAGGGACACGUAUCGCUCAACUUGACUCUGCGCAGAACAUUCAACCUCUAUGCCAAUGUGCGACCGUGCCGUUCAAUCCAGGGAUUCAAAACUCCUUACGACAAUGUCGACACCGUCCUCAUCCGCGAAAAUACCGAGGGAGAAUACUCUGGUAUUGAGCAUGUUGUUGUGCCUGGUGUUGUUCAGAGCAUCAAGCUCAUCACACGCGCCGCGUCAGAGCGUGUCAUUCGUUUCGCUUUUCAAUACGCACGCGAUAUUGGUAAGAACAAGGUGACUGCCGUGCACAAGGCUGCCAUCAUGAAGAUGUCUGACGGUCUCUUCCUCUCUACCGCGCGUGAAGUCGCCAAGGAGUACCCGGAUGUUGAGUUCACCACCGAGGUGCUCGACAACACCUGCCUCAGGCUCGUCACUGACCCUGCACCAUACGCUGACCGCAUCACAGUCAUGCCAAACUUGUACGGAGACAUCAUUUCCGACUUGUGUGCUGGUCUGAUUGGUGGUCUUGGUUUGACGCCUUCUGGCAACAUCGGCAAUGAUGCGUCUAUCUUUGAGGCCGUUCACGGUUCAGCGCCUGAUAUCGCAGGCAAGGGUCUCGCCAACCCAACUGCACUGCUUCUUUCUUCCGUCAUGAUGUUGCGUCACAUGGCGUUGCACUCUGAGGCAGAUAAGGUACAAAAGGCAAUCUUUGAUGUUCUUGCAGAGGGCACCACCAUCACUGGUGAUUUGGGUGGCAAGGCCAGCACAUCGCAAUAUACACAGGCCAUCAUUCAGAAACUCGCUUAGAUUUUUAGAAGCUUUCACUUUGGGCCAACAUGUUGCUACAACUU
Protomyces lactucae-debilis is the source of this 1257-nucleotide messenger RNA. RefSeq lists its product as uncharacterized. Gene Ontology annotation, biological process: isocitrate metabolic process; tricarboxylic acid cycle. The coding region runs from base 104 to 1213 and encodes 369 amino acids. The transcript has a single exon. Gene Ontology annotation, molecular function: magnesium ion binding; isocitrate dehydrogenase (NAD+) activity; NAD binding. Lineage: Eukaryota; Fungi; Ascomycota; Taphrinomycetes; Taphrinales; Protomycetaceae. The record is from RefSeq and is a predicted model, not a curated record. Gene Ontology annotation, cellular component: mitochondrion.